Menidia menidia (Atlantic silverside) is the source of this 1510-nucleotide messenger RNA. Lineage: Eukaryota; Metazoa; Chordata; Actinopteri; Atheriniformes; Atherinopsidae. The record is from the annotation of a GenBank genome assembly.
CACCGAGAGACAAACUCCGGAGCCGAAAGCCUCCUGGUAAGGAAAGCCAGAGGGUUGAGACACUUCUUCGCCACAGUACCCGCCAUGUUGACCGAACUGCGCAGUUUGGGGCAGAAGCUUCCUCAGUCUGGCUCUGCCGUAACGGACUGUGGGAGGGGCCAAAGCACAGCCCAAAAAACAGAAGCGAGAGUAAAAUACAGCAGCAAAGGACUAAAGGAGGCGACGGUCACCCUCACGCAUUGUUUUGACAGGACAAGAAAUCUGACCAUGGGUGUGGAUUACAUUGAGUAUGAUGACUAUUCUUCAAACAAUGAAACUGACAACAUCACAAGUACAGAUGGGCUUUUCUCUUUCGAAAGUUCUCAGUUUUCCAUGACUCGUGUCCUGGUGGCAGUCAAUAUCAUCAUAUCAGUCUCUGGGCUUGCUGGAAACUUGUUGGUGAUUUGGAUCUGUGGAUGUAAAAUGAAAACAACCGUUCUCACAACCUGGUAUACCAGUCUGGCCAUUUCAGACUUCUUAUUUUGUGCUUUUUUGCCGCUCGAAGUGUACUACAUGAUAACCUCGCACUGGCCUUUUGGACCAGUGUUAUGCAAGCUCACUUCUUCCGUCCUGUUUCUCAACAUGUAUAGCAGUGUUUUUCUUCUGGUUUUGAUCAGUGCUGAUCGCUGUGUAAUGAUUUUAUGUCCAGUGUGGGCACACAAUCACAGGACAGCGAAGAAAGCAUUGGGAGUGGUUGCCCUUAUGUGGCUCCUCUCUGGACUCCUGACGCUGCCCUCGCUGAUUUUCAGACAGACCACAGUCCGCGGCUCAGUCACCCAGUGCCACACAGAUUAUACGGAGCACUACAGACACAAGGCCGUGGCUCUGAGCCGAUUUAUCUGUGGAUUCUUGAUUCCUUUCCUAAUUAUUAUAUUUUGUUGUGUUGUGCUUGGUGUAAAGUUGAGAAGGCUGACAACCAGGUCAAAAAAGCCUUACAAGAUCAUGGUAGCACUCAUUGUGUCUUUUUUCUUCUGCUGGGUCCCCUAUCAUACCUUUGUUCUUUUGGAGUUGAACAUUAAGAACUACAACUUGGAAGUAAUUAAAACUGGACUGAAAGUGGGGGUCUCUCUGGCUUCAGCGAACUGCUGUAUAUCACCCAUUCUCUACGUAUUUGUUGGUCACGACUUCAAACGCACUUUGAAACGAACUCUGACAUCAAGGAUUGAGGAGGCAAUGGCAGAGGAUUUACGCACAGGUGGUCCCUCCACCAAGUCCAAAUCAAUGGAAAUACAAAAAUUAAGUUGAUACUUUUAACAUGUAGAAUGCAGAAGCAUUUCAAAUUACAUGAAAAUUAUUGUGUAAUUGGGUGAAAAUGAUAUAACACGAUUGCUGAUUACAUCAAAAUAUGUUUAACUUUAGAAAAUUGUUUAAAUAUCAUUUUGAAAAAUGUGUGUAAUGUAUCAAACAUUUUGGCAAUAGCACAUAGUAAAUUGUUCGCAAUAAACUGUCUUUGUUAAAAAUGUGAAGCAAG